AUGAAACAAUGUUCGUUUCAAUGUAGAGUGUUUGUAUUCAAGUCAACUAACGGCCAUGAUGAUUUAAUUACGAUUCGAGUAUUAAGAUUUGAAAAAGCGUUUUUUUGUGUGCUCGGUGGUGUAACCGCGUUGAAGUCAAUUCAAGGGGAUUUCAUAAGACUUCCUUUGAUUCAAGUGGAAUCUCAUUCGCGAAGUCGCCGUGAGUUGGCUAUCAAAGGAGCGAAAAUUGAUUUAUGGAAUGAUAAAAAUGUGCAUUAUGCCAUAAACAUUACUGUUGGCACUCCGCCUCAAAAUUUUGUUGUAAAUUUCGAUACUGGCUCUUCUGAUCUAUGGGUGCCUUCGGUGAAUGGAAGCUGCCCAGUCUUGUGCAAGUCAAUAAAUAAAUACAAUUCGAGCGCUUCAUCGACAUAUAAUGCGAUAACCGAAUCACCGAAUUUUGAAAUUGCCUAUAAAGUUGGUAGCUUGAGCGGUACUAAAGCGACGGAUACUGUUUCGUUUGGUGGUUUAACAAUCAAAGAUCAGAUAUUCGGCGUAGCUACAGAGCAACCAUUUGAUGUAUACAAUUAUCCAUUCGAUGGAACUAUUGGCUUUGGAUGGUCGGGCGUCGUAUCAAAAACUGAUCCGAACUCAACGAUACUCCAAAAUUUAAAAGACCAAGGGCAAAUAUCCUACCGUUAUGCUUGUCUUAAACUGCAUCAGAAAGAUCAACAACCGGGUGGCGAACUCUUUCUUGGUGGUUGUGACAUUGCGCCCGAACAUUGGGGACGGGUGAAUGGAGGUGGUCUUUGGAAUAUACCUCUCGAUAAAUUUGCAGCAAUUGGAACUGAUGGUAAGAGCAAAGCAUCCGUUUGUGGCCCAGACAGUAAUGUUACAAGCUGUCAUGCAGUAAUGGACUCUGGAGCUUCAGUUCUUGGUGGACCAAAAAAUCUUGUCGAACCGAUUGCGUUAAAGCUUGCAAAUAGCAGCAAAUAUGACGAAAGUCAAAACGAUUUUACCGUUGAUUGUAACGAUAAAACAUUAGGGAAAAUGGAGUUCACUUUUGGAAAAUUCAAAGUUCUCCUGAAACCAGGCGAUUACCUUGAAAAGAACGGGGAUAAAUGCAGAUUAAAUUUCAAAGUCUUUGAUUUACCAGACACGCUUUUACUGGGCGUUCCAUUUCUUAGAAAAGUGACACUCUUUAUGAAUCAGGAGAAUGAUUACGCUGGCCUUGCAAAAUCGAAUAUUGAAAAGUCCGUCAAGCGGCCAACUGCUGGAUAAACCAAUGGACAAAACGGUUCAUGGAUUGAAAUUAAAAUUUGGACUUUUCAUCGUAGAGAAAAAUUUCAAGGAGCACAAAAAACGUUAGAUUCAAAACUUUGCGCGCUGUUUAUUGUGAAUUUGAACUGUUGAAAUAAGAUAGAUGUACCCUUUGAAAUGGAAGACGCUCGCACAAGUACAAUUUGCUUCGAUGACUCAAUAGGUGCAAUAUGCAAUUCAAACCGAAAUCGAUGUUUAAUUAUCAGCAAAAUGCAUUGCUAUCACAUAACAAACACAUUUCGAAGCAACGCACGCAACACGAUAUCAUUGCGAUCAUCAGAAAAUCUAUGAGGCAGAUACAGUAUAGUUUUGUUUUGCUUUUGAUGUAGACAAUCGCUUCGUAAUUUACAUAAUUUGCAGUGUUUAAAUAGAAUCAUUUGUGAGAAAAAAAAAAACGAUAAGCUGCUUGGUCAGACACAGAACAUUGAAGCUUCAUAUUUGAUUUCUUUUGCCAUUGAAUCGUCUGCUUUCAGAAUUGUAGAUCGUAAGAAACCAUGAGUGAAUCACAUUCCAUUUUUUUAUAGAAUUUUC
Sitodiplosis mosellana (orange wheat blossom midge) is the source of this 1827-nucleotide messenger RNA. Its product is annotated as pepsin A-like. Lineage: Eukaryota; Metazoa; Arthropoda; Insecta; Diptera; Cecidomyiidae. The transcript is spliced from 10 exons. The record is from RefSeq and is a predicted model, not a curated record. Bases 1 to 1257 code for a protein of 418 amino acids. Gene Ontology annotation, biological process: proteolysis. Gene Ontology annotation, molecular function: aspartic-type endopeptidase activity.